ACUUCAUUUUGAAGCUAUCUGCGGGUUGACCAUUUGAAAGUUGACCUAUCACGACCGAUUGGAAAGUUCGUCUGCCGUCUGGAUGCGAUGGCUACUAUGGAUAUGAAUCUCGGCCUUGUCCUGCACGGACCCAAGGAUAUGCGCUUGGAACAUGUCCCAAUCAGUGAUGUCGGGGAAAAUGAGGUUGAAGUGGCAAUUGCAUCAGUCGGAAUUUGUGGCUCCGAUAUCAAGUACUGGUUGCAUGGAAAAUGUGGACGAUACGUUGUCAAAGAGCCGAUGACCAUGGGUCACGAGUCUAGCGGGAUGAUCACAAAAGUUGGACCAGGGGUGAAAGGUAUAAAAAUAGGUGACCGUGUUGCUAUCGAACCAGGGGUCCCAUGUCGUAUGUGUCAACUCUGCAAGACGGGCAAGUACAAUGUCUGCCCGUCAGUCCGUUUUUGUGCAACGCCACCUAUACACGGUAAUCUCUCCAGACGUUAUGUCCACGCCGCAGACUUUUGCCACAAAAUUCCAGAUCACGUAACAAUGGAUGAGGCGGCUAUGUUAGAACCUCUGUCUGUAGCCGUGUACAGCUGUGAACGAGGCUCCGUCACCCUAGGGUCGAGGGUUGUCAUUUUCGGCGCCGGUCCAGUCGGCUUAUUGUGCCACCUGGUGGCGAAGGUCAACGGUGCAAUCCAAACAACAAUUAUAGAUAUUGAUGAAUCAAGACUGCUCUUUGCGGAGAAACUCGGGGUGGACCAUGUGAUCCGAGCAAACAAUUAUGACGUCACAGAACUAACGAAAAUAAUUUUGGCUACGACCGGUUGCCGGCCAGAUGUAUCUUUGGAAUGCAGUGGUGCUGAUUCAAGCUUGAACUGUGCUCUUCAGGUCACCGAAUCUGGCGGCAGCGUGAUCAUGGUUGGACGGGGGUCUCUUGAACCCAAAGUAUCUGUCAACGUCCUAUGCCGUGAGAUUGACAUCAAGGGCAUAUUCAGAUAUGCCAACAGCUAUCCGAAGGCCCUCUCCCUGGUCUCGUCCGGCAGGAUCGAUCUCCGACCGCUUAUCACCCACCAUUUCUGUUUGGAAGAAAGCAUCCGGGCAUUUGAGACGGCCAUAUCACGUGACGAAAUGGCCAUCAAGGUCAUGAUUCACUGUGAUCAAAAUGCACAUAUUGGCCUCAGUGAAGGAAAGGCAGAGCAUCCCUCUACUGCUUAAAAACCAGUUGGUGGCCUAUUAAUCCUUUAGACAUAUGUAUGAAGGCUCCGGAUCCCUUCAAUUAGAAUACCGAUUUAAAAUAGACAGCACUGUACAUCGACGAUUGUUGGAUAUCUCUGGCAGCAAGUAUAGUUUAAUCCAUUUUUGCUGGCAGGAAGAUUGCGAGUCUGAAUGAGUCACGAGGUUGGUCGUGUAACUAAUAGAUGGAGAGUAAAAUGGGUCUUUUACGUGACUUUAUUUCAUGCAUAUUCAAACAAACUAAACUGUGUUUUUUACAAAGUGUUGUGGAUAGGAAAAUAU
Lineus longissimus is the source of this 1494-nucleotide messenger RNA. Its product is annotated as sorbitol dehydrogenase-like. The transcript is spliced from 8 exons. Lineage: Eukaryota; Metazoa; Nemertea; Pilidiophora; Heteronemertea; Lineidae. Gene Ontology annotation, molecular function: L-iditol 2-dehydrogenase (NAD+) activity; zinc ion binding. The coding region runs from base 88 to 1194 and encodes 368 amino acids. The record is from RefSeq and is a predicted model, not a curated record. Gene Ontology annotation, biological process: D-sorbitol catabolic process.